Messenger RNA from Clunio marinus, 1161 nucleotides. Lineage: Eukaryota; Metazoa; Arthropoda; Insecta; Diptera; Chironomidae. The record is from the annotation of a GenBank genome assembly.
AUGUCUUCAACUAAGCCAACAUUAAAACUGGAUGUGUAUGGUUCAAUCGACGUAAAUCCUGAAGAAGCGUCAUCGUACUUUAAAUAUAAAUUGCAAACUGACGAUCAUAAUAAAAAAUUUUUCUGGGAUGUUCCGCAUCAAUUGCCUUCAGAUGAAAUCAUUGGAACUGAUCGCAAUCCCAUUCAAACUUCUAUUCAGGAAAAAAAACUCGAUGAAAUAAGUUUUCCCAUAAAAUCAAAAAUUGAAGACGAUCUAAAGCAACAAGAUAUCUUUGAUAAGGAGAUCGACGAAAAUUCAAGAAUAAUCAACAAGUCGAUUCCAUUUGUAGAAAAAUUCAAGGGACUUGUUAAAGAUUUUGAGCAGUUCGAGAAAGUUUUCAACGAAGUUGAUGAUAAUUCUGAUACUUAUUCAACUAUUGAUGAUUUUAUAAGCAAAACCGACGCCAUAAUUCUCGGUCAGAUGGAAAUAGUGGAACAUGAACAGAAACUUAUUAAAAACAAUGAUUUAAUUAGACAGAAAAUAUUCAAAUCUACGUUUGAAACAGCACAAAAAAUCAAUGAAAUCUACACUAAUUUGGAUUCGAUGGAGCGAGCUUAUAAAACCACGAAAGCUAGAACAAAAACUGGGAGUAAUGCAGUGCUAGUGCGGUGCAAACCUGAAAAUAUGAAAUUUCGAGCUUAUAAAACCACGAAAGCUAGAACAGUAAAUUUGGAAACAACAUUAUUGAAAGCCAGAGAAUACAUUAGAGAAAACGAUAAGGAGACCAUCACUCUUAUGGAUUCAAUUCAACAUUUAUAUCUUUUAAUGAAAGAGAAAAAUCACGAAAAGGUUGAAUUGAAGCAAUAUGACAUUAGUGGACAGCUAAAUUAUAUUCGAGAAGAACUUGAAGUUGUGGAAGAUGAAGAAGAAAGAAACAGUUCGCGAGAAUCUCUCGUGGCUGGAAUAAUCUUGGGAAUAAUUGAAGCAAUAAAACCCGAUAAGAAAUUUCAUUUGUCAUCUUCAAAUCUUAAUGUUUAUAUUGAUGAAACAAAAUCUUCAUUUGGAAGUCCAAGUCGCGAUCAGGUCAUACAAAUUACAAGCGCAAAUCAGGUGUACAUGGAAUGUUGGAAAAUUUCAUCCUUUAAUGAAGACGACAGUGAAACAGCAUUAAGGAUUAAUUAA